UUUUCUUUGUUUUUCCUGCUUGGAGGAGAUCCCAAAUCCGACAGAAUCUGGAAAAAAAAAUAAAACCCAGUCUCUUCUGCAUUGGCAGCAGCGUUUGUCCACCCUGUGCACCGAUUCAAUGACCGUGCUAGAACCGACUUUAGUGCUGGACUCGAUUAUCUAACGACAAUAUCGAUGUAUUAGGAAUUUGGCUUUGACUUAUUUGCUUUCGACCAGAUUCACAGUGAUUCGUGUACAAGUAGGCACAACAACAGAUUUUUCAGGCAGGCAAGGGGAUUCGGAAAUUAACAGUCCAACUAAAAAGCAAAUUCUAUCUAGCACCACACCAUAAUUAAAUUUCAAAAACCUGUUUCACCCCCAAGUUGAUUACCUUUCCCAACCAUUUUUCGUUAUUGCAAUUGGUUUAUUUUACGACGCAAAAACAAAAAACACAACCACACUCACUCCAGACUGCAAAAACUGUUUGCAGACGAGCGAUAUCGAUCACACACAACCUUUAUAUGGGCAGCAGUGCCACUACUACCGGACCCUAAAUAAAAUAAAACGAAAGGAAGGCAGUGUGGUGCUAGGAGGCAAACAGAAACACGGACGCCCACACCCCCGAAGGCGUAAAAUAAAAGUCAGUAAUACGGCCGUAGGGAAAAAUGUCUGUGAGACUGUUGACCGUGCGACUGAUCAAACAUGGUCGCUACAUUCUGCGCAGCUACUGUCAUCGUGAGAUACACGCCAACAUUUUGGAACCAAACCCCUUGAAAACACGCAGUAAGCGAGGCUUUCCCCUACCAUCCUCCUCCGCCAAUGUAGCCCGGAAUACACCGCAGCAGGUGGUCAGGUCAGCACCACCGCCGGCCAGUGUCUUGCCUCGCAAUGGCGUCCCUCCCGCUGGGAGUGGACUGUUUCGCUUCGGGCAGCAUGCACGCAAGCUUUUCAUCGACAACAUUUUGAGUCGCGUGACCACAAACUACUCUGAGGAGCUGCGCAAGCGAGCCACUCGUAAACUAUUCUAUGGAGACUCAGCUCCGUUCUUUGCUCUAAUUGGAGUGAGCCUCGCCACCGGAUCAGGGGUCCUCAGCAAGGAGGAUGAGCUCGAGGGCGUUUGUUGGGAGAUACGCGAGGCUGCAAGCCGUCUGCAGACUGCAUGGAACAAGGACGAUAUUUCCGAGACCCUUAACAGCAACUUCACUAUCGACGACCUCGAAGUAGGAGCGCCCAUAGCCAAAGGUUGUGCGGCAGUUGUCUACGCGGCUAACUUCAAGAAAGGCCAAAAUAUACCGGUCUCAGAUCUUGGCAAUUCGGAAGUGCCCCAAAUUACAUCAGUGCAUUCUGCAGCAAGUGCGACGACUACCUGGCGCCAUGAGAUGAUGUCGCCACUACAAAAUAUGUCCCGGUUUGUGCAUAACUUUGGCGGCUCUGUGGACAGCAUCUUAACCUAUAGCCAACCCUCGGCGGCGACCGAUUUUGUGGGUGCUCUGAAGCGAGAACAGGAGCGCUUGUCCAUCCCAGAGGAUCACUCUCAGCCAGCAGACUUGUCCCCUGGCUACAAUAUGGUAAAUCCCUACAAUAUGAGCCCACUGCUGGAUACCAAACUGGAAAGCUCCAUCAGCACCUAUCCGCUGGCUCUCAAGAUGAUGUUCAACUACGACAUCCAGAGCAACGCCCUGUCCAUACUCCGCGCUAUGUAUAAGGAGACGGUACCGGCCCGCCAACGGCGCAUGAACACGGCAGCUGAGGAGUGGGAGCGCCUGCUGCAGAGCCAGACACUUGUGCUGCCUCCGCACCCGAAUAUCGUGUGCAUGUUCGGCUUCUUCUGCGACGAGGUGCGCAACUUUCCCGACGGUCAUCUGCUUUACCCGAUCGCCCAGCCACAACGGAUUAAUCCACAGGGCUAUGGCCGGAACAUGUCCCUGUAUUUACUCAUGAAGCGCUACGACCAUAGCCUACGCGGCCUGCUCGAUAACCAGGAUUUGAGCACACGCACUCGCAUCCUGCUGCUGGCGCAAAUGCUGGAGGCUGUCACCCACCUCAACCGCCACGGGGUCGCCCAUCGCGAUCUAAAGUCUGACAAUGUGCUUAUCGAGCUUCAAGAUGACGAGUCGCCCGUGCUGGUUCUAUCCGACUUUGGCUGCUGCUUGGCGGAUAAGGUCCAUGGCCUGAGGCUGCCCUAUGUUUCUCACGACGUCGACAAGGGCGGAAAUGCUGCAUUGAUGGCGCCAGAGAUUUUUAACAUGAUGCCGGGUCCGUUUGCGGUGCUAAACUAUGGCAAAGCCGAUCUGUGGGCCUGCGGUGCCCUGGCCUACGAGAUUUUCGGUAUGCGUAAUCCUUUUUACUCAAGCAGCGGCGGCCUCGCACACGAGCGCGGGGAGCUCACGUACUCGCUUCGGAACAGCGACUACAAGCAGGAGCAGCUGCCGCCUAUGUGCGAUGCGUGCCCGCCGUUGCUCCAACAUCUGGUCUACAACAUCCUCAAUCCCAACCCGUCGAAACGGGUCAGUCCGGACAUUGCAGCGAACGUGGUCCAGCUCUUCCUUUGGGCGCCCUCGAACUGGCUCAAGGCCGGGGGCAUGCCCAACAGUUCCGAGAUUCUACAAUGGCUGCUGUCGCUCACCACGAAGAUAAUGUGUGAGGGACGCCCCUGCCUGGGCGCUGGAAGCAUUAAGAUGACCGGCGGCACCAUUGGAGCCAGCACGAACGGACAGAGAGCCUACGUGGAGUAUUUGCUGAUCUGCAGCUUUCUGGCGCGCGCGCGCCUGCGUCGCAUACGCGGAGCACUUAACUGGAUCCAGAACGUGGUGGCCCCGUAGAUGCCCCGCCCCGUACACAGAUGUUUCGUUUACUUGUUACUCUGAUAAAAUCAAAUGGAAAAGCGUGUGAUACCUAUAUUUUACAUAUGUAUUUAUAAACAAUUCGAAAUUAACCGCA
Messenger RNA from Drosophila pseudoobscura, 2919 nucleotides. RefSeq names its product PTEN-induced putative kinase 1 (gene Pink1). Gene Ontology annotation, biological process: positive regulation of mitochondrial fission; regulation of apoptotic process; autophagy of mitochondrion. The transcript has 5 exons. Gene Ontology annotation, molecular function: ATP binding; protein serine/threonine kinase activity. Lineage: Eukaryota; Metazoa; Arthropoda; Insecta; Diptera; Drosophilidae. The record is from RefSeq and is a predicted model, not a curated record. Gene Ontology annotation, cellular component: mitochondrion. Bases 645 to 2801 code for a protein of 718 amino acids.